Messenger RNA from Cyprinodon variegatus (sheepshead minnow), 1666 nucleotides. RefSeq names its product lipase maturation factor 1 (gene lmf1). Gene Ontology annotation, biological process: protein maturation. Bases 1 to 1407 code for a protein of 468 amino acids. NCBI's taxonomy places the organism in Eukaryota, Metazoa, Chordata, Actinopteri, Cyprinodontiformes, Cyprinodontidae. The record is from RefSeq and is a predicted model, not a curated record. The transcript has 11 exons. Gene Ontology annotation, cellular component: endoplasmic reticulum membrane.
AUGCACGAUAUAAUCGGCCCCCUAUCGCCUUUUUUCAAAUGCUUUCUUUUUUUUGUAGUUGUGGCCUUCAUUGUUGCUUACAACCAGAACAAGCAGCUGAUUGGGGAGAACGGCCUGAUGCCCUGCAAGAGCUACCUGAACAGUGUCAAACGCUACGUAGGUGGAAAGAUCGGCACAGCGGCCUUAGCCUACACCCCUUCCAUCCUCUGGUUCUUAGAUUGGAGCAGCAUGGACACCAACCUGGAUUGCAUUGCCUUGCUGGGGAUGGCGCUGUCAGGGUUUGUCCUGGUGACAGGAACGGCCAAUAUGCUCAUCAUGGGGACGCUCUGGGUGCUUUACCACUCUCUGGUCAGCGUAGGACAGCUGUGGUACUCGUUUGGCUGGGAGAGCCAGCUGCUGGAGACAGGAUUUCUGGCCAUUUUCCUGUGUCCGGUGUGGACCCUGUCCCAGGUUCCCCAUAACUGUCCCCCCUCCCUCAUCUGCAUCUGGACCUUCAGGUGGCUCAUCGUUCGCAUCAUGCUAGGAGCUGGUCUCAUUAAAAUCAGAGGAGACAAGUGUUGGAGAGACCUGACCUGCAUGGACUACCACUAUGAGACCCAGCCGGUACCAAACCCCAUGUCCUACUACAUGCACCGCUCUCCCUGGUGGUUCCACCGCUUCGAGACACUAUCCAACCACUUCAUCGAGCUCAUCGCUCCCUUCUUCACCUUCCUUGGAAGACGCAUGUGUUCGUUUAACGGAGCAAUCCAGAUUCUUUUUCAGGUGGUUUUGAUCAUCAGUGGGAACCUCAGUUUUCUUAACUGGCUGACCAUUGUCCCUAGUUUGGCGUGCUUUGAUGAUGCAUCGCUGAGCUUUCUCUUUCGCUUCGGCUCUGGAGCUAAAAAAGCAGUGAUGGAGAUCCAGAGGAAGGAGGCGACCGGAAAAGCCCCCAAACCCUCAAAAGGAAUGCUGGUCCGCCGGGUGGUGAACAUUUCUUUGGGGGUUCUCAUUGGCUGCCUGAGUGUCCCAGUGGUAAUCAACCUGUUGAGCCCCAGGCAGGUGAUGAACACGUCCUUCGACCCGCUGAGGAUCGUCAACACCUACGGUGCGUUUGGCAGCUCAUCGAUGACCUAUGAGCAGAGCGAGUGGAUCAUCCACAUAGCAGGACGCCUGCUGUCCAAUGACAGCACUGUCCUCUCACUGCUCGACUACAACCCGUUCCAAGGCAGAGAGCCCCCCAGAUGGGUUCGAGGGGAACACUUCAGGUAUAAGUUCACACAACCGGGCAGUGCCAGCGCAGCGCAGGGCAAGUGGUGGCUGAGAAAACGCAUCGGAGCUUAUUUCCCUGCUGUGGACCUGGAAGGACUCAGAGGCUUCUUCCAGUCCAGGAACUGGCCUCACCCACAUAUCCCAUCAAAGAGGAGCUGAAGCCACAAGGGAUAAGACAGACUGAGACACGGGUCUUCACUGUAAAGCGGUUUUAACUGUUUGGAGCCACAGUUACACUAUUUGCUGAUGACAUCACAUAGACCAAGAACUGCUGAAUUAAACCUUCCCUCAUUAAAGACCUCAUGAUACCCAAACAAUGUGAAGGUUUUUAAGCUUACAGUUUGACAUGCAUUGCCUGCUGCUCUGAUCACUUGUGUUUCUAUGAAAAGAUCCUGAGGAAACACCUGAAAGUUAACAU